Messenger RNA from Hypoxylon fragiforme, 1946 nucleotides. RefSeq names its product C-5 sterol desaturase. Lineage: Eukaryota; Fungi; Ascomycota; Sordariomycetes; Xylariales; Hypoxylaceae. The coding region runs from base 458 to 1495 and encodes 345 amino acids. The record is from RefSeq and is a predicted model, not a curated record. The transcript is spliced from 2 exons. Gene Ontology annotation, molecular function: oxidoreductase activity; iron ion binding. Gene Ontology annotation, biological process: lipid biosynthetic process.
ACAAGUUGAACAAGUUGAACAAGUUGAACAAGUUGAACAAGUUGAAUAAAGUUUCAGGACUCAGUUUAUCGAUUGCUCAUUACUAGGUAUUGCCUGGUAGUACUACAGCUCUAGUCAGGCACAAAGGGACCACCGCAUUGUCCCCUGAUUUCCGAUCAACUCUCCACUAUCUUUAACUCCGAGUCCCCAGAAAAAAAAAAUCCCAAUCGACGACUCCCAAAUCAGAAAGUCGCCGCUGCCCUUGCCCUUGCGAAAUUGCAUAUAUCCAUACCCUGACUCUUAACUUCCUAGAGCCAUUUUCUCUCUUUCUUCUUUCUUUAAGCAUUAAACACCCGUGACGGGACUCACUCUUUUUUACUUCUACUUCUCCCUAUCUCCCCCCGUCCGCGGUUUAACGUGAUACCCCAACCAAUUGCGUGUCAAUCUUUAAUCCCUUAAACGAUUUCACUCUCUCAACAUGGAUGUCGUACUCGAAAUCGUCGACACCUACAUAGGCGACUAUAUUUACGCCUGGGCACAUCCGGCGCACCCAACUUCAUACGAAUUUCUAAACAACAACAGUAACUCUACUGAGUUAUUUUCGUCAUCAUGGCAAUACAAGACUGCCAACCCCUAUUUCGAAGUCACUCCCAGCAAAUACGCGUACAUGAGCGCCUGGGAUAGAGAUAAUGUAUAUCGCCAGGCCAUUUCUCUCUACCUGAUCACAUGGAUCUUUGGUUUCCUUCUAUACUUCAUCUUUGCCACGCUAUCUUACGUCUUCGUCUUCGAUAAGAACACAAAGAACCAUCCUAAAUACCUCAAGGACCAGAUGCGCCUUGAGAUACUACAAACGAAUAAGAGUAUGCCAGGAAUGGCCCUACUGACGACCCCCUGCUUCCUCGCUGAGGUUCGCGGUUACACCAAGCUCUAUAGCACGCCUGCCGACGGUCCUGGUCUAUGGUACGAAAUCCUGCAAUAUCCGAUCUUCAUCGUUUUCACGGACGCGUUGAUCUACCUGAUCCAUCGAGGCCUACACCAUCCGAGUGUAUACAAGUACCUCCACAAGCCGCAUCACAAGUGGAUCAUGCCAACCCCGUAUGCCUCGCACGCUUUCCACCCCGUCGACGGUUUUGCUCAGUCCCUUCCUUACCACAUCUUCCCCCUCUUGUUCCCCCUGAACAAGUUCGCGUCUGUCUUCCUCUUCAUCUUCGUCAACUUCUGGACCAUCAUGAUCCACGACGGCGAGUAUGUUGCCGAUAGCCCUGUUAUCAACGGCGCUGCCUGCCACACUAUGCACCACUUGUACUUCAACUACAACUACGGCCAGUACACCACGUUCUGGGACAGGCUGGGCAACAGCUACCGCAAGCCUGACGCCAACCUCUUCCAGAAGGAGCAGAAGAUGAGCGAAGCCCAGUGGAAGAAGCAGGUUGAAGAGACAGAGAAGAUGGUGAAGGAAGUUGAAGGCGUGGAUGACCGCAGCUACGACCCCCACGAGUCCAAGAAGAAGAACUAAGCGUUUAAUCAUUGCUUGGGCAAUUUGGCUCUCGAGCGGUGUCCGCCAAGCGGGCAUGUAAUUACCGAUUGCUGCUCGGUGGACACAGCCGAGAACAUUCGCUUCGUAUCAUACCCCGGUUCGGCAAGUAAGGUCGGUAGGGGUGGUGAAAAUGGAUGAAGAUUUAAUCAGUACCUAGUACUAAUGGGCACGCCGGAAACAUGUACAUAUGGGGGGGGGCGCAGCAUGCCGGGCCAUUAUAAUGACGGCGUUUAGGGUGAUCUCUUCAUUUUUUUUUUGAAGGGAAUUGGUUUUGGCUAAAAUUUCGGCUUAUGCGUCGAAAUUUUUGAGCCGUGUAGACGAAGACGAAGAAGGAAGAGGCGACUCUCGUCCCACAUCAUCGUUGCCUAGACUAAAGCGGACGGAUACAACUACACUUCUAAUGAAUAAAUAAAACCUAAUGUUUUCUAAA